Paramecium sonneborni is the source of this 952-nucleotide messenger RNA. The record is from the annotation of a GenBank genome assembly. NCBI's taxonomy places the organism in Eukaryota, Ciliophora, Oligohymenophorea, Peniculida, Parameciidae.
AUUUAAUAUUGAUGGUAGAGUCAUAACGAGUCCAUUUUUAAGGUUUGUUAGGAGCUACUGCUUCUCUCAUAUCUACACUUGCUGUCUAACCUUUAGAGGUUAUUAAAAUGGUCAUGAUUGUUAAAUCCAACGCGAACAAUUAUAGAUUAACAAGUGCAUAUGGAUCAGUUGAAUACAUACUUAUAAAUGAAGGCUUGAAUGGAUUUUAUCGCGGCUUGCGUAGAUUUUUUAAGCUUUACAUAAGGCCCUGCAUUAGUCAGAAAUAUGAGCGCUGGUUUCCUAUAUUUUCAAAUGUUAUCCUAUGUUACAAGUGAAAACCGAAAUGUCUCUUAAGACUUUCUUGCAUCAUUUUUUGCUAGAGGGUAUAAAUUAGAUGUUAUAUGAAAGGGUUUCCAAUUUUAUUACAAAUCCGAUUUUACUUAUAGAAACCCGGGCUGAAGUUCCUGGAUAUUAAUACACUUCUUUAUGGAAGACUGCAAAUACUAUUGCUAAAUAAGAAGGACUGAUGAGCUUCUUUAAAGGAGGACUUACAUGCUCAAUUAAAGACAGUCUAUUUGCAGGAGUAUUGAUUUAACAUAAAGAUUAGAUCUAUUAUGUUGUUUAUAGAAAAAUGCAUGAAAUAUUGUUAACUGCUGAUUCUGGCUUUUCACCUUCAGUAACUUUUCUUUCUGGAAUGAUUGCAGGUCUUGUUGGUACUUGUGCAAGUCAUCCCUUUGAAAUUCUAAGAGCCAGAUUAUAAACUAAUUAUUAUCAUGAUUAAAUGACUAUCAUGCAAAGAUUUAAAAGUACAUAUUAAAAUGAAGGAUUUAAUGGGUUAGUUAUUGUUACUAUUUUUAGAUUCACUAAAGGUCUUACUCCUAGAUUGGUUAGAAAACCUUUGGCAAAUUCAAUUUCAUUUCUUCUUGUAGAACAUUUGAAUCACAUUUUCUAUGGUACUUAAUUUCACUUUUGA